AUGGUCUCCACUAACACUGACCACAGGGAGAUGGCCACAGCUGCUGAGCAGUGGGAUCAAGAAGCAGGAGAACCUCAGCUCUCAGACUGGUUUAAUCCUAAAAAACGUCCUGAUGUAAUAACAACAACUGACUGGCUUGCUCCAGUCAUAUGGGAAGGAACUUACAAUAGACAGGUGCUGGAAAAAUAUUACAAAAGGCUGAACAUUACCAUGGGCUUGGCUGUAAUAUGUGCUCCCAGAAAGUUUUCAGCUCGGAACUUGCAAGAGUUCAUCCAAUCUGCUAAUAAGUACUUUAUGGUUGGCUACAAUGUUAUCUUUUACAUCUUGCUGGAUAGCUUCUCCAAGCUGCCUCCCAUAGUGUUAGGUCCCCUUCGAACAUUUAAAGUAUUUUUGGUGAUCAAAGAUAAUAUAUGGGAAGACUUACAUUUCAUAUACAUGAAGAACUUACUUGACUACAUCAUAACACACAUCCAGCAUGAAGUCAACUUUCUCUUCAUUAUGACUGCAAACCAGAUCUUCAAGGAUGACUUUGGAGUGGAAACCCUGGGAAAAUCUGUAGCUCAACUUAGUGCAUGGUGGUAUUUUAAAAAUGGUAAAACUUUCCCUUAUGAGAGAAGAUGUAAAUCAGCAGCUUUCAUCCCUUUUGAAGAGGAAGAUUUCUAUUACCAUAGUGCAAUUUUUGGUGGUACAGUCCAGGAGGUUUUAAACCUCCUUAAAGUAUAUGAGAAAGGAGCUAAUCAAGACACCGAAAAUAGACUUACCAGCACAUAUGAACACCACCUAAACAAAUAUAUUUUUAUUAAGAAACCCACUAAAUUAUUAUCACCAGAAUACCAUUGGGAUCCAAGUUUUAGAACUCCUCCACAAAUUAAAUCUGUUAAGAUACCAUGGCAGUCAAAAAGUGUUUGA
Molecule: messenger RNA, 909 nt
Organism: Balaenoptera ricei (Rice's whale)
Lineage: Eukaryota; Metazoa; Chordata; Mammalia; Artiodactyla; Balaenopteridae
Product: N-acetyllactosaminide alpha-1,3-galactosyltransferase-like 1
Exons: 4
Coding region: 1-909 (302 amino acids)
Biological process (GO): carbohydrate metabolic process
Cellular component (GO): Golgi apparatus; vesicle; membrane
Molecular function (GO): hexosyltransferase activity
Source: RefSeq, a predicted model, not a curated record